AGUUGUGAAUUGUCGGUCUCCGUAGAAUGAACUUAUAAGGUUUACCGUAAGAUUUAACUAUAUUAUGGGUUCACUAUUGAGUACUAAAUGUUCUUCUAAUAACAGACUUGAUGGAAAAGUUGCAGUUAUUACCGGAGCUAAUACAGGAAUAGGUAAAGAAACUGCAAAAGACUUUUACAGAAGAGGGGCUACUGUGAUAUUAGCGUGUAGAAAUUUGGAAAAAGCCAAUGAAGCCAUGGACGAUAUAAAGAAGAAUUUUACUCACAGUACAAAUUUGGGCGAAAUUAGAAUUGUAGAACUAGAUUUGAGUAGCCUAGAAUCAGUUCGCGCUUGUGCGAAACAAUUACUGGAUACUGAAGAGGAAAUAAAUAUUUUAAUAAAUAAUGCUGGUAUUAUGAUGAGCCCUUAUAAUAAGACUAAGGAUGGUUUUGAAUUGCAUUUUGCCACUAAUUAUCUGGGCCAUUUUCUGCUUACCAUAUUGUUAUUGCCUAAAAUUUGUAGAUGCGCUCCUGCAAGAAUUAUUAAUGUAUCUUCAGUGUUACAUUGGAUAUUUGGAGGAAUAGAUUAUUCCGAUGUUCACUUUGAUAAGCGUAAAUACCUAGCACUUCAUGCUUACCAACAAAGUAAAUUAGCAAAUAUUUUAUUCACCAAAGAAUUGGCAAAGCGAUUGUCAGAAAAUAACAUAACCGGAGUAAAUGUGUACUGUCUUCAUCCAGGAAUUAUACGUACCGAACUCUCAAGGCACUUGAAUUCCAUAUUUCCAGGCUUGACAUGGAUAUAUGACAGUUUUGGAGCCAUAUUUUUCAAAAAUUCUCUACAGGGAGCACAAACUCAAAUAUAUUGUGCAGUAAGUGAUGAAUGUGCUCACGAAACUGGACUGUACUAUUCAGAAUGUAGACCAACAUGUUGUUCUUCAAGUGCUCGUGACUCGGAAAGUGCUGAGAAACUGUGGCAUAUAAGUCUCAAGUCAGUUGGAUUUGAUCCAAAUACGAAUGUAUUUCAAAUAUGAUUGAUUUGAUUAUUGAUCGCAAAUUACAUUGAUUUCAUCUAUCACCAGCAGCUAUUCUUAUGCUUUGAAAUUAUAUCAGACAUAUUUUAGGUGAUAUUCUGAAAAAUGAACAAGAAUAUAUAAAUAAUAACCAUGAAUAAAACCCCUA
Molecule: messenger RNA, 1157 nt
Organism: Diorhabda sublineata
Lineage: Eukaryota; Metazoa; Arthropoda; Insecta; Coleoptera; Chrysomelidae
Product: retinol dehydrogenase 12-like
Exons: 4
Coding region: 65-1009 (314 amino acids)
Source: RefSeq, a predicted model, not a curated record